Molecule: messenger RNA, 1302 nt
Organism: Macadamia integrifolia
Lineage: Eukaryota; Viridiplantae; Streptophyta; Magnoliopsida; Proteales; Proteaceae
Product: 50S ribosomal protein L17, chloroplastic
Exons: 3
Coding region: 108-770 (220 amino acids)
Biological process (GO): translation
Cellular component (GO): ribosome; cytosolic large ribosomal subunit
Molecular function (GO): structural constituent of ribosome
Source: RefSeq, a predicted model, not a curated record
AAGAGGAAGGGCCGGGGAGAAGGAGAAAAGGGGAUAAGAUAAGCAAACCGAGGGAAAGCGAGGGGGUGGUUCUUGCAGCCUAUAACGCGGGCGUGGUUUGAAGUGAGAUGUGGAGUUCUUUCACUGCGACGAUGACGACGAGUGCCUCCUCCUCUUGCGUUGGUCAGGCAUGGAGCAUGGCAUCUGUGCGGUCGGCGCUCCCAUCCGUUGUCUCUACUUCAUGUCCUUCCCUCCGAUUCCCGCAUAGAGCCUCCUUUCCAUCGUCUGCGCACCUCUGCUUUUCUCAGCAGAAACCCAAGUCUCUUCCAUCUUUUACGGGCCUCUCUCUGGACACUCAUCUUCUAUCUCUUGGUUCACGGCAAGAUUACCCCUCUGAGCAUACUCUCACUAUUAUUGACAAUGGCGGUCGAUUCUUCGCCAUGAGACACGGAAGGCGAGUGCCAAAACUCAAUAGGCCUCCUGACCAGCGUCGGGCAUUGUUGCGAGGCCUUACAACUCAGCUUCUUAAACAUGGUAGGAUUAAAACCACUAGAGCAAGAGCGAGUGCCAUGCGCAAGUAUGUCGAUAAGAUGAUCACUUUAGCGAAAGAUGGAUCUCUUCAUAAGAGGAGACAGGCUUUGGGUUUCAUUUACGAGAAGCAGAUCGUCCAUGCUUUGUUUGCGGAGGUCCCAGAUAGGUACGGGGAGAGGAAUGGUGGGUAUACGAGAAUCAUCAGAACGCUGCCAAGGCGAGGGGACAAUGCACCCAUGGCCUACAUUGAGCUUGUCUAGUAUGCAUGUCGGAAGACGCUAGCCGACAAUAGACCAAAAGUACGUGGCAAAUUCGCUGGCAACGAAGACAGUGGAGAGAUUCCCAAACUUUCAGGUUUAAACUGUGAGGAAGAAGAAGAUGAUCUUUGGGUCACCGCUGUUGCCGUCCGUCGCCGUCGCCGUCGCCGUCGCCGUUGUCUUCGGUGCUUUGAAUGAUUGCCUCUGCGUUUGGUGUCUCGGUGAAGGUGAGUAUAGGCAGGGCUGAAGAGGAAUUGAGUUAAAACAUGAGUUUUAAUGACAAGGGUAUAACGAUCAUUUUAACUUUUCACUUAAUAAUGACUGACGGUAGGGGGUCUGAGUCUAAUUUGGUGAAACAGAGGGGGUGUUCUUAUAAUUGUGGCAUUCUCUAGGGGGUGGCACUAUAAAUUACCCUUCUUUUUAUGCCCUUAUUAGGAUUAUUUCAUUACUAUUAUAUAUUGGAUUGAGUGGGUAGUCUCAACAAGAAGGUUGUGAUCUCAAGAGUUACAGAAAUAUCUCUUUCUCCUCUUCCUCC